Messenger RNA from Oxyura jamaicensis (ruddy duck), 1274 nucleotides. RefSeq names its product ADP ribosylation factor like GTPase 10 (gene ARL10). Lineage: Eukaryota; Metazoa; Chordata; Aves; Anseriformes; Anatidae. Bases 9 to 710 code for a protein of 233 amino acids. The transcript has 4 exons. Gene Ontology annotation, molecular function: GTP binding; GTPase activity. The record is from RefSeq and is a predicted model, not a curated record.
GGGGCCGCAUGGCUCCCCACGGAGCCCUCCGGGACCUGACCAUGGCCCUUGGGGCCGCCGUGGUAGCGCUGGGCUCCCUCCUCUUCAUCGCCUGGAAGCUCUACUUCCGCGACACCGAGCUGGGCGCCAGCUGGGACAGCUGGUGGGAGCGCGAGGUGCGGGAGCUGCGGGACCGAGCCCCCGCCGGCAGCACGGUGGAGUGGAAGCAGGUGCUGGUGCUGGGGCUGGACGGAGCGGGGAAGAGCAGCGUCCUGCACUACAUCUGCAGCCAGACAGCCAGGAAACGCAUCCCUCCCACCCUGGGCUUCAACUCUGCCCAGCUGCACGUCGGGGGGCUGGAGAUGGACCUGCUGGAGGUUGGUGGCAGCCAGAACCUGCGAUCGUACUGGCCCCACUACCUGAGCGAGGCCCACGUGCUGGUCUUCGUGGUGGACUCUGUGGACAGGUCGCGCCUGCUGACGGCCCGCCAGGAGCUGCACGCGCUGCUGGCCGAGGAGCCCCGGCUGCCCCUGGUCGUGCUGGCCAACAAGCAGGAUAAGAGCGAUGCCCUGAGCACGGAGGAGCUGCAGGAGGAGCUGGCCCUGCACUCGCUCAGCGGCCAGCGGGAGCUCUUCCUCCUGCCCACCAGUGCGACCUGGGCCAGCCUGAGCACGGCCACCAGCGUGCUCCGCGUGAAGAACCUGCUGGUCACCCUGCUGUCCCAGCCCUGAGCCCGGGCAGGCUCCUGCUGGGACGUGCUGGGAGCUGCUGGAGCUGGGGCUCGUCAGCAGUUCCCACGGCACGUGUGGCGUGCACCCCGCGAGGUUUGGGAUUGAGCUGAUGCGCGGCUGCACUCGGGGACACGAGCAGCAGGCGCUCUGCCACAGGGAGAGGGCAGCCACCCCCCUAAAUCAGGGGGCAAAGCCUCCGUCGGGAGGCACCAGCAGCAGUUACCUACUGGUGAGCAGGAAACAGCACGGGACAGGGCCCUGCACCUACACAGCAGCCCUGUAGGAUAUUGGGGCUCAACUACUGAGCUAGCUGCCCGGGCAGGCUCCCCUAGGGCAGGCAAGAGGCACGGAGCAGCGUGGCAGCCACGAGGAAGCUCUCAGGGGGACAGGAGCAAGUCCCUUGCCCGGCUGUGAUGGCAACAGGGACCGAGGCAGCAUGGCUCGCGAUGCCCCUGGCCUCCCUGGAGCCGAUGUGGCUGAUGCAGCCUCAAACAAGGGGAGAAAACCAACCCCUGCUCGCAGUUUUCCUGUGCUGAUGAAGGCCACGUGGGCACUCCUGCCCAA